Messenger RNA from Colletotrichum acutatum, 1740 nucleotides. RefSeq names its product Upc2 protein. Gene Ontology annotation, molecular function: DNA-binding transcription activator activity, RNA polymerase II-specific; zinc ion binding. Bases 358 to 1575 code for a protein of 405 amino acids. Gene Ontology annotation, biological process: regulation of transcription by RNA polymerase II. The record is from RefSeq and is a predicted model, not a curated record. NCBI's taxonomy places the organism in Eukaryota, Fungi, Ascomycota, Sordariomycetes, Glomerellales, Glomerellaceae. The transcript has a single exon.
UCUCAAUCUCGUCAGAACCAUGCACUGCCACUCACUUCAUGAAGCCGAGCGAGCUGAAAAGGUGUCUCGGGUCACACAGUGCGUGGUCCAGGGAUAUGCUUGUUAGCGGGGCACGAGAUUGGACCGAGACUUUAAAGGAGUCUUUCUGCCCUUCCCGAUUAUGUUUCCGGUAACGAUUCAAUCGAUGGCUCGAUUUCUCUCUUGCUUUGUGAAGCCAUUCUAUUUCAGCAUAUUUGCAUCAAACCAGCUGCUUUUGCUUCUCAUUCGCCCAAAAUUCGGAAGUGAGAGCUCCACGAGGAACAUCGGCAUUUUCAAUCGCGCCUCUUUGCCCGACUGUCACUGGAAGCUCUUGGCAGAAUGCGCCAGCGGACACCCCAUCGAAAGUCAAGAUUUGGGUGCAAGGAGUGUAAGCAACGUCAUGUUAAAUGUGACGAGUCCCGGCCGGCAUGCGUCAACUGCACGACUGCGCUCAGGAGAUGCUCAUACCUCGACACCGAGGCGAUGAUACCAUCAUCAUCCACGUUCUCGUAUCAAUGUCCGAGCCCAGCAACAUCAAUAGGGUCAUCAACAGCAAGCCCAGCGGUGCCCAUUAAUCCCCCGGAACAAGCCACUUAUCGCAGUAGCUAUGUGCCGACAGACCCAUACGAUCUCCGGCACAUGGAGUUGCUAUAUCAUUUCGAGCAUAACUUGGGCUACAGCCAAGGGUUCGGCGAUCCUAUUACGCGGCAAAAAUACCAACAAAUGUCAUUGAAGCAAGCCUUUCGGGUGCCUUUUCUGAUGGACGAGCUUCUAGCUAUAGCUGCAGCGCAUAAGAGUACUUUACCUGGAGAAGAUCAUGCCUUCUAUCGCAGUGAAGCAACUCGACUACAGACAAGAAGCCUUUCACGUUUCACCGUAGCUGACGGCGAUCUGUCUGACGAGGACUUCCUGACAGUAUUCCUGUUUUCCACCUGGCUCGGUCAACACGUUCUUUUCGACACGUUCUCGGUCCCCGCUGAUCUUCCAGUCACUCUGGAUAAGCUAGUACACUGCAUGGGCCUACAUCGGGUCGUUCGGAGUGUCGUAGGGGGCUCGUGGGACAGGCUCCGGUCUCACUUUGAUACCCAUCUAGGUGCAGGGAGCCGCUUUGUGCAGGACAUGAUAAUCAGAAGAGAACGGUACGAGACCGGCAACGAGUGUAGACAUCUGUUGCGCCUCUUUGAAACGAGCGGCCUCAAUGAUGCGUCCAAAGCAGCGUGCCAGGAAGCAGUUGAGCACCUGCAGCUCAUGUUCGACAUUCAUCGCAACACGGACAUACCUGCGGGCCGGCGGUACAGCACGGUACAGGAGUGGUCGAUUCGGGUGCCAGCAGAGUAUGUCAGCCUGCUCGACCAAAGACGCCCUGAGGCGUUGGUGGUGCUGGCUUAUUGGGGCGUGUUGAUGCACAAGGCGGGAGACUGCUGGGCGUUCCGGGGCGCGGGACAGACCCUCGUACGGUCCAUUGCAGCUCAUCUUGGGUCGUAUUGGGGAGAGUUAUUGGCGUGGCCGAAGGAGAUGACAGAAGCCCCUGUGAUUUCGAUAUUAGGUCCGACUUGAGCCCAUCAUGAAUAAAUGUCCGAGAGGCAAGUGAUGGAGAUUAGUAUUCAUGAUUCAGCUUCUUUCGCCUAGUGUGAGGUAUGGAACCAGACCGGAUGGCAGCCAUCUUCGUCUCAUGCUCAAUUGCGACAUGCAGCGUCUAAACAUGGAUGCUGCUGACCCCAU